AUGCUCGAAUCAAACAUGUGGAGGACUGUUUUAUCGAUGUUGACAAUAAAAAAUGAAGAGACGUUAGAGCAAUCGCAAAGUUUAGGAGAAGAUGGCAGAACUAUCCACACUCAUACCCAGCGUGUCACAGAAACUAAAGUGGAAGUGAAAAAGAGAACUAAAGGAAAAUUUACAGCCAGCGAGACUAGCGGAAAAAGGCGUAAAUCAAAACCAGUCGGUAUCCAGGUGGAAAGAAAUAGUUUCAUCAAUACAGUACCCAAAGUGAAACCACCUCCCAAAAUAAAAGCGGACAGCGACGACGUUCCACAAGAACUACUAGUGUCAUCCAGGACGAAUCCGAUUCCAGGGUUGAAGAUCCUCUCCUUCACUAUGACUGAGAACCUUGGCCAUGACGUUGCUGUUGAUGCGUUUUGUUAUCAACCUCAUAAUACCAUCUUACAGUAUUUUCUUUCCCACUUUCAUUCUGACCACUAUGGGGGAUUCACAAAAAGAUGGUGCAGAGAACGAACCUUGGACAAAAAAAUCGUGUAUUGUUCAGAGAUAACUGCUCGACUAUUGCAAAUUCGCUUCAACGUGGAGGAACAGUUUAUUUUCCCUUUGAAAUUGAAUGCAAGGUGUAAGGUUUGGGACUAUGGGCAUGCUGUAAAUGUUUGUAGCGGAGACAAAACUUAUGACAACAACGGGUCUCGUUCAGCUUUCGAAGAAGGCUAUAUGUUGAAUGGUGGUUUUUAUUCAGAAGAGAAGACUCCCGGUCUCUACGUCACUUCCAUUGAUGCUAAUCAUUGCCCAGGAGCAGUUAUAUUCCUCUUUGAAUCGAUAUCACUUUCUAUGGAAUCAUCCUUCUCGCUACAUUGUGGAGAUUUUCGUGUUUGCAGAGCUAUGCUUGAGCACCCAAUGAUCCUUCCUUUCCAUAUCGGAGGCUCUAGUGUGCUUGACAAAGCGUAUUUGGACACUACCUAUAUGUCUCCGGAACACAACUUCCCCCUACAAGAGACUGUCUGCGAUGCGGCGGCCACAUUGGUUGAAAAGUUUGCCGAAAAAGGACCGUUGUACAAUGAAUAUUUUGGAACAACUCUUCAGAGUAGGAUUACUGACUUUCUUCAGCUUCCCCGAAUGAAGAAAAAAAAGUUUCUUAUUUUGGUUGGUACAUAUCUCAUUGGAAAGGAGAAGCUAGCAAUUUCGAUUCUGAAAAGGAUGGAUUCAUGUCCCAUAUAUGUAUCUAACAUAAACAGCCGGGGAGACAAGAAGGAAAUAAUAGCCAGUUUCCAAAAUGACUUUUUAGAUCUGGUUUUAACCGAUGAUGAUGUGGGAAAAUAUUCGUCAGCUGAAGUGAUGAUUCAUCUUGUGCCAAUGAAAAUAGUGGGGUCACCCAAAGAGAUUUCCAGCUACUUCAAUCACAACCAAUAUUUCAAUCAUUUUGAGCGAUGUAUCGGCUUUAGACCUACAGGCUGGGCUUUUGAAGGAACAAGUGAUUUUUUAGAAUUAGAAGAUGAGAAACCAUACGCAGAAGAUGCAUCAUUCCAAGAUAUGAUUGAGGCAUUAAAGAAUCGGCCAAAUUACACUUACCUUGACAUUUUGAAGCAGAAACGGCCACAAAGUGAUAAAUUGAUGGACAAGCCUACAUUUAAGAUUUACUCUCUUCCUUAUAGUGAGCAUCUGUCCUUUCGCGAGCUUUCAUUUUUUGCCUUGAUGCUCAAUAUCAGCGAAAUAAUUCCGACCGUUAACACAGGGAAUGAGUUUAGCCGUGCUAAAAUGGAGCUGAUUAUUGAGAAAUGGCGCAUCUUACAGGGAGCUAUCACCCAAAAGGGCUCCAAAAAUCUCUCUUCAGAAUUGCAAAAUGAUCUCCAAUCAUUAACAUUGGAGAGCUUUUGA
This is a messenger RNA of Clavispora lusitaniae ATCC 42720, 1872 nucleotides long. Its product is annotated as DNA cross-link repair protein PSO2. NCBI's taxonomy places the organism in Eukaryota, Fungi, Ascomycota, Pichiomycetes, Serinales, Metschnikowiaceae. Gene Ontology annotation, molecular function: damaged DNA binding; 5'-3' DNA exonuclease activity. Gene Ontology annotation, biological process: double-strand break repair via nonhomologous end joining; interstrand cross-link repair. The record is from RefSeq and is a predicted model, not a curated record.